UUGUCAGCCAUCACAAGCCUGCCAUUGAAGGGGAAACCAAGAUGGCGUCCGUGAUAGGCUCCGAAGUGGAAAUACAACAUGAAGUGGAAGUCGAAGCUAUUCCAGUGGAAAUGCAAAUAGCAGAAACAAUUGAAACAACAGGAGAAGUGUCAGUACAACCUAUGAUAGCUCUACAACCACUGCCAGAGUCAGCUCAUGAGGAAAUAGUGUUACAAACACGAGAGGAGGUUGUCGGUGAAGCGAACCUCGUGUAUGCGGACGGCAUUCCUGUUCCAGCUCCUGAAAUUGAAAUAUCUACAGAGGAAACGACAACUUCGCGUAAGGGAAAGGGUGGGAAAAAGAAAGGAGGCAAAUCAAGAGGCUUGGUUAGUUCAGGAGUGCUUGGAUCAAGCGAAUUCAGUCUCGGGGACUCCACAUCUGCAAAGAAAUGGGAACAAAAGCAAGUGCAGAUCAAAACCCUGGAAGGAGAGUUUUCCGUCACUAUGUGGGCCACGGGUGCAGAAGAUCAGGGAAAAUUAGAUGAUGAUUCAGUUACGGGGGAUUCCGAUGCAGAUUUUACAGAAUACAUGACAGGAAAGAAACUGCCACCAGGAGGAAUACCAGGACUUGACCUCAGUGACCCCAAACAGCUAGCAGAAUUUGCCAGGAGCAAGAGCACGUUUUCCCCACAGUCCAACUUGCUGCCUGAUUACUCUCAAGGCCUUGAGUGUAACUAUGAACAGUUAGCCCACAGAAUCAAGCCAAGGAAACCUUCUGAUGAUGUGCCAAGAACAGUUCCAUGUCCUCAUAAGGGGUGUAAUAAAAUGUUUCGGGAUAACUCGGCCAUGAGGAAGCACCUGCACACACAUGGUCCCCGAGUGCAUGUCUGUGCUGAGUGUGGCAAAGCAUUUGUUGAGAGCUCAAAACUCAAACGACAUCAACUUGUACACACAGGAGAAAAGCCUUUUCAGUGUACGUUUGAAGGGUGUGGCAAGCGGUUCUCUCUUGACUUCAAUCUUCGAACCCAUGUGAGAAUACACACAGGUGACAGACCAUAUGUGUGCCCAUUUGAUGGAUGUAAUAAAAAGUUUGCCCAGUCCACCAACCUCAAGUCUCACAUAUUGACUCAUGCAAAAGCAAAGAAUCAGCCUGCCUACCAGAUCCCGGGGGUCCAAGAAGAAGAGGUUGAAACUAUUUAUCAAGUGAACUUACUGGAUCUAUGAUAUGUGACAUUUAGACCAGUAUGCUGGUUCAAUGAGAAUACAGAUUGUCAAGUGGUGAACAGUUAUGUGGAGUGUGUUUCCCCAAACAGAGGGGAGAUAACUCACAUGAUACGUGUAAAUGUGUCUUGCUCUUUACCUUGAUGUAAAGAGCAUAGUUUGAACACAAGUUCAGAACUUCCAUGUUGGAAUUUGUCGGUGCACCAGUGUUGAAGUUGAAAAGCAAGCAAGUUGUUACUUUAUCCCAUGGGGAUCAUGGUUUUACCUUACCAGAAAAUUGUCUGGAAAUGAAGACGAUCUACAAAUUCAGAACAUGUUCCUGUGAUGGAACUGAUGGAAAUGAAAUGGAGAAAAAAGACUCAAAAUACACUUUGAAUUUUCACAGAAAUUAGUAGGGGAUGGUUUUUCAAACACAAGUACAGAUAAAAGGCUACACAUGCCACUGCUAAUGAUUGCAGUGAUUAACUGGGCCCUAUCUUAUGUUUCUCGGCCAAUUGGUCAUCAGAUAGGGUUUACCACAACUAUGGUUCUGGAAGACAGGCAGUGUCAGCUUCACCUGAAGCUGGUUCUAACUGCUAACAUUUAUGUAAAUAACGGAUUCAUGCAUAUAUUGAGUAUACUUGUUUUGGCUUAAUGCUUGGCAUCUGUGUAAUUUGUUCAUUUUCAAAAAAAUGUAACGUAAUAGUAUGUAAAUAAAAUGUUACUAAAUAUA
Molecule: messenger RNA, 1911 nt
Organism: Haliotis rubra (blacklip abalone)
Lineage: Eukaryota; Metazoa; Mollusca; Gastropoda; Lepetellida; Haliotidae
Product: transcriptional repressor protein YY1-like
Exons: 8
Coding region: 42-1202 (386 amino acids)
Biological process (GO): regulation of transcription by RNA polymerase II
Cellular component (GO): PcG protein complex; transcription regulator complex
Molecular function (GO): RNA polymerase II cis-regulatory region sequence-specific DNA binding; DNA-binding transcription factor activity, RNA polymerase II-specific
Source: RefSeq, a predicted model, not a curated record